UACGAAUACUUUUAGUCCAUUACAAAAACUUUGUUAUCCUCCACAAUGGGUAAUAAGAAUAAUCGUGGUCGAGCACCCAUAGUUCGUGCAGCCAAUCAGUAUGCUGCAAAGCUGGCUGCCGAAAAGCAAAAAUCUGCACAAUUAAUUCAAGCUCAGAAGCAACAAGCUGAACUGGCUGAAGCUCAGGAGUUAGCGCAGAAAAAGGCUUUAGCUCGUCAACAAGUUUUUGAUUUCGAUUACACUUCGCUUCCAAAACAUUCGGCUUUGAGCGUCAAGAAGAUUAUUGCUACCGGAGAGGUUAAACUAAUCAUCAAUCAUGACAUCGUCCAUCGAGGACUCACUGCAAAGGAUUCAAGUUUUUUAACCAUCCUUCCUAUUUACGCCAACCUUAUCACCAAAUUCGAGUUCCAAAUUCUCGCCCCCUCAUACUACGAAUCUCGCGAGAUCUACCUCGCUCAGGUUGAAAACAUAAUGAAUAUCAUCAGUUGUUUAAACAAUUUCCAUAUCGAAGAAUUCCACUUCGUUGUAUCUCUCAAUAAGGCGUACAAUUUCCAACAGAUGAAGCUUGCGGCAGCAGUCCAUAAUCUCUACUUCAGAAAUUGGACUAUGACAACCAAGGUCCGUGGUGUUGCAGGCACAUGGAAUGUUGAUAGUGGAAACGAAUGGGACCGCAAAUUGGCGAGAAUUUACAAGCAAGACUUUUUGACCUUCACAGCGAAGGCAUUCAAAAUUGUGGAUUGAGGGCAGGGAUGGAGUUAUAGCAUCAGC
This is a messenger RNA of Botrytis cinerea B05.10, 768 nucleotides long. RefSeq lists its product as hypothetical. NCBI's taxonomy places the organism in Eukaryota, Fungi, Ascomycota, Leotiomycetes, Helotiales, Sclerotiniaceae. The record is from RefSeq and is a predicted model, not a curated record. The transcript has a single exon. Bases 46 to 741 code for a protein of 231 amino acids.